AUGCUAACUAAAAUGAUUAGAUCAACAACCUCCAAAUAUAAGUUUGGUGCUCAUGUUUCUACCAAAGGUGGAGUAUCAAACAGUGUCACAAAUGCAUAUAAUAUUGGCUGUAAUUCUUUCGCACUAUUCUUAAAAUCUCCAAGAAAAUGGGAAUCCCCACAAUAUACAACGGAAGAAAUAUUAAAAUUCAAAGCUAACUGUGAAGAAUUCCGCUACGAUCCUUUAUUAGAUAUAUUACCACAUGGCCAAUAUUUUAUCAAUUUAGCUAAUCCAGACAAGGAGAAAACUGAAAAAAGUUUUAACUCUCUAUUAGAUGAUUUAACUAGAUGUGAACAGCUGGGAAUUGGACUAUAUAAUUUACAUCCAGGUUCAUCCAUUGAUGGUGAUCAUCAACGACAAUUAAAACAGCUAGCUGAAUAUUUAAACAAGGCUAUUAAAAAAACAAAAUUCGUUAAAAUUUUAUUAGAAAAUAUGUCUGGAAAGGGAAAUUUAGUUGGUAGUGAUUUGAAAGAUUUAGAAACUGUAAUUUCAUUCAUAGAAGAUAAAUCCCGUAUUGGUGUGUGUGUGGAUACUUGCCACACAUUUUCUGCUGGAUAUGAUUUAAGGAAUAAAGAGUCUUUUGAAAAAUUCUGGAAAGAUUUCGAUGAUAUUGUAGGAUUAAAAUACCUAGGUGCCAUUCAUUUAAAUGAUUCAAAGACACCUUAUGCUGCAAACAAGGACCUUCAUGAAAAGUUAGGUGAAGGAUUUAUUGGUCUAGAAACUUUUAGACUAAUAAGUCAUGAUGAAAGAUUUACCAAAUUACCUAUUAUUCUAGAAACACCACAAAAAGAUGAUACAGGCUAUGGGCAUGAAAUCAAUUUGCUUGAAUGGUUAGAAACUGUUGAUCGCUCAGAAGAUUCAGAAUUAAAAGCUAAAAUUCAAGAAUUGCAACAACUCGGUGAGAAAUCAAGAAACGAACAAAUAAAAAAGUUUGAAGAAGGUGAGAAGAAGAAGGCUAAUCUACAAGCGAAGAGAGCUGCCAAGAAUGCCAAGACUUCUUCCAAGAAAAGGGCUCCUGCAGGUAACGAUAUUAUGUCUCGUUUAAGCAGAAAAAGAGCCAAGAAAGAGGAAGAUAAUUGA
Henningerozyma blattae CBS 6284 is the source of this 1119-nucleotide messenger RNA. It is a transcript of the gene APN1, whose product is annotated as DNA-(apurinic or apyrimidinic site) lyase APN1. Gene Ontology annotation, cellular component: nucleus; mitochondrion. Lineage: Eukaryota; Fungi; Ascomycota; Saccharomycetes; Saccharomycetales; Saccharomycetaceae. Bases 1 to 1119 code for a protein of 372 amino acids. The transcript has a single exon. Gene Ontology annotation, biological process: base-excision repair. Gene Ontology annotation, molecular function: zinc ion binding; DNA-(apurinic or apyrimidinic site) endonuclease activity; phosphoric diester hydrolase activity. The record is from RefSeq and is a predicted model, not a curated record.